Phyllostomus discolor (pale spear-nosed bat) is the source of this 3791-nucleotide messenger RNA. It is a transcript of the gene PPP4C, whose product is annotated as protein phosphatase 4 catalytic subunit. Gene Ontology annotation, biological process: double-strand break repair via homologous recombination; peptidyl-serine dephosphorylation. Gene Ontology annotation, cellular component: nucleus; cytoplasm. NCBI's taxonomy places the organism in Eukaryota, Metazoa, Chordata, Mammalia, Chiroptera, Phyllostomidae. Gene Ontology annotation, molecular function: protein serine/threonine phosphatase activity. The transcript is spliced from 9 exons. The record is from RefSeq and is a predicted model, not a curated record. The coding region runs from base 195 to 1118 and encodes 307 amino acids.
GCGGAACUGCACUCCCUUUGCUGCCGCGGCGGGGCCGGAAGUAGAAGCGGCUGUGGCGGCGGCGCAAAGCUGAGGGAAGUAGGGAGGCAGGGAGCCGGAGAGCCGGAGCCGAAGUCACAGCGGCGGAGACCCCUGUGCGGUGCGGAGGGGGCGGCGGCCCCGGCUCUGACCCGCGCCGGGGGAGGGGUUGGGCCAUGGCGGAGAUCAGCGACCUGGACCGGCAGAUCGAGCAGCUGCGGCGCUGCGAGCUCAUCAAGGAGAGCGAAGUCAAGGCCCUGUGCGCCAAGGCCCGAGAGAUCUUGGUAGAGGAGAGCAACGUGCAGAGGGUGGAUUCGCCUGUCACAGUAUGCGGUGACAUUCAUGGACAAUUCUAUGACCUCAAGGAGCUGUUCAGAGUGGGUGGCGACGUCCCUGAGACCAACUACCUCUUCAUGGGGGAUUUUGUGGAUCGUGGUUUCUACAGUGUUGAAACGUUCCUCCUGCUGCUGGCACUUAAGGUUCGCUAUCCUGACCGAAUUACCCUAAUCCGGGGCAACCACGAGAGCCGUCAGAUCACCCAGGUCUAUGGCUUUUAUGACGAGUGCCUGCGCAAAUAUGGCUCGGUGACCGUGUGGCGCUACUGCACUGAGAUCUUUGACUACCUCAGCCUGUCGGCCAUCAUCGAUGGCAAGAUCUUCUGUGUGCACGGGGGCCUCUCCCCCUCCAUCCAGACCCUUGACCAGAUCCGGACAAUUGACCGAAAGCAAGAGGUGCCUCACGAUGGUCCCAUGUGUGACCUGCUCUGGUCUGAUCCUGAAGACACAACAGGCUGGGGUGUGAGCCCCCGUGGGGCUGGCUACCUAUUUGGCAGUGACGUGGUGGCUCAGUUCAAUGCAGCCAACGACAUUGACAUGAUCUGCCGUGCCCACCAGCUGGUGAUGGAAGGUUACAAGUGGCACUUCAAUGAGACUGUGCUCACUGUGUGGUCGGCACCCAACUACUGCUACCGCUGUGGGAACGUGGCAGCCAUCCUGGAGCUGGAUGAGCAUCUCCAGAAAGAUUUCAUCAUCUUUGAGGCCGCUCCCCAAGAGACACGGGGCAUCCCCUCCAAGAAGCCUGUGGCCGACUACUUCCUGUGACCCUUUGGUCCCUGCCCUCCCCCUCCAGCCCCUCUGGCCCUUGGACCACUGUGACGCUGCCCUCUUCUUCAGAUGGAGGCUGGGCAUGGAGGGCUGCCCCCAGCUCUGCUCUCCCCACAGAGGGCACUUCGAUGGUGAGGACUUUCUCUGGAGAGGCUCGGAGCCGCCGCUCCAUGCUCCUCCUCUCCUUUCUCCCCACCUGAACCAUGAAGUUUCCAAUAAUUUUUGUUUUUCUUUUUUUUGUUUGUUUGUUUGUUUUUAGAUAAAAAUUUUGAGAAAAAGAAAAAAUUCUAAUAGAAGAAAUAUGGUCUUUGGGUUUGUGUCAGAUUUGAUUGGGGGUGGUAGAGAUGCCAGCCUGGGACCAGGGUGCACGCCGGGACCUUGACUGCCCUAGAGCCUUGGUCCCCACAGGAAGGUGAGGCUCAGGCCACUUCACUUGCGUGGAGCCUCCUGGUCCCCAUCCACUGACAGUUCUAGGUAGAGGUCCGUGUUCUCUGAGACAGUUCUAUUCUGAAAACAAUGAGUGUCUCAGGACAUUGAUUCUGCCAUUUUCUUGAAGAGGAGCCAGGCCCAGAGCAGGUGGACUUGCUCAUGUGCACAAGAUCAAGCAUCUGGAAAAAUGGCAAGUCUAGAUCGGGGUGGUGGUCUCCCCACAAAAACCUUUGCUUACCCAGUCCCUCCCAGGGCCAAACACCAUUAGCCCAAUGUUUCCAGAGCACUGAUGUCUUUUCAGUUUUAUUAGCAAAAAUACUCUGUUCCUGAGAACAGAUUGGUGUGGCUCACACUGGGGCCAGGAGAUAUGGCUAGCUGAGCUCCAGGGUGAAGCCGGGGCGUGGGUAGUGCUGGCCCAGGGCCCCAUUUGGCCAGGCAGAGCCUCCCUCUAUUCACACAGAGGUGAAAGUCGGGAAGGGGAAGCUGGCCCCAGCUGGACUCCCAGCAGCUUAGCCAGAGCUUUGAAGCCAGAGGGGGUGGGAAUGAAGUCAAAGUGUGAAGUGGGGUGGAAGAGGCCCAAGGCAGCCAUUUGGUGUGAGGGGUGGGGCCAGUGGAAGUGAGGGAGCUAUAGGUCUGGGGGAAGGGAACUGGAAGUUUGUGGUGGACAACUGAGGGAGGGAGGCAGAGGGGCUAGCAAUGACUCAGUACAUAGGCUUGGAGCCUACAUCGAGGUAGGCCCCGGGCCCAGGAUAGGGUAAGGGCAAGGGACCCCCUUGGAGGAAAUGGGAGGCAAAGGAUGCUGGGUGUGCAGCUGCUGGGUAUCCUGAGCCUCCUGGCCCAGGCUGCAGCUCUAGGGAUGCAGCUGAGUAGGGCGCAGGGCACCCAGAGUCUGGAGCCUGAGGAAAGCUGGGGUUCCUGAAGUGGAGACAGGUAUCAGAACAGGUGAGGGACCCAUCCACCCACCCCCAAACUAGAACAACCCAGUCCUGUGCCCUUGUCCCACUCACCUGGUUGGGAGGUGACUGGGGGCCCCAUGGAAAGCUGCAGGGUGCAGAAGGUAGGCCUCAGCACUGGAGCUACCACAUGGAGGAGCUGGGGCAGGGGCAGCUUCCCUGAGAGCUGGGGCCUGCUCUGGAUCUGACUCACGAAUAUCUCCACCCAGUGUGGAAUCGCAGGGGCCACCUGGUGCAUCUAGGGAGGUGGAAGAAACAGGUUCAGCUAAGGAGGAUCAGCAUCUGAGGCUUGGCCCCAUCGCUAUUGGGACUACUCACCUCCACUCCCACAGGCCUCUGUAGCUACUGCCUCUGGGCCUCGAAGUUUCCUCUUAACACGAGCGUCUCGCUCCCUGGGAAGUACAAUGAUAAUAGCACCAGGUGCCAGGCAUUCACCCUCUCAGGGACCCUAUUAAGUUUUAUUAUUAUACCCAUUCUACAGAAGAAGGAACUGAAGGCCACAGAAUUCAAUGACUAGAAAGUAGCAGAGGUGGGGCUUAUUCCACACUUAGAACUUCCUGAUGGUUUCCUAUUGUAUUUAGAAUCAGUGGAAACCUUCCAAAGCAGCUAGGCUCAUCCCACCUUUCUCUGGCCAUCUCCACUGCCUUUCAGGCCCCUUUUCUGGCCCCUCUUCACCUGCUUAACUCAUCCUUGUCUCAGUUCAUGUAUAACUUCCCCCCAAGAAGUCCUCUGACCUCCCAUAUACCAUAUCCUCCCUGAUAACAUUUAUCAAGUUACACUGUUAAAUUUGUUAGGGUAAUCUUUUGAUUAAUGUCUGUCUCUUCUGCUUUGAGGGCAAGGGCCAGCUCGGGCUGUACUCAGAAUAAAAGCCAAGGUCCUAACUAAACCUCACUUCUGUCACUCCACUCCAGCCACAGCACAGGUAUGUUCCCACUGCAGGGCCCUUGCACAUGUUGGUUCCACUCCCUGGCAUGCUGUUCCUAAAUGUCCACAUGGCUCCCUUCCAUACUUCCCUCAGGUGUUUUCUCGAAUGUCUCUUCUCAGUGAGGCCUUUCCAGGCAUCUUAGCUAAUACCUCACUCCAGUUCUUCCUGUCUUCCUUGUUUUAUUUCUUUUAUCUUUAGAACUUAUCCCUAAUAUAUGCCCACCAGAGUAUUCCAUAAGGACAGGGCUUUGGUUUGUCCUAUUUACUGAAGGAGCUAUUGUGCCUAGAAUUGUGCCUGGCACAUAGUAGGUGCUAAAUAAGUAUUUGUUGAAUCAAUGAAUGAAUAAACAGUGUCUGGCACAUA